UACUUUUUCCGGUACCCGGUACCCAUGAGUCAGUUGGGGGAGGGAAGGUCUCACUCUGGCCGAUAGUUCUGUGACCUGAGUCUGUCUAAUGGGUGAAUUCUCCUGGAAGAUGAAACACUGCAGAUUUCUGGCUGGCUUGAUACUGGCUGCCCUUCUCUCCCAAGUGAGCCCCUUCGAGAUAUCCGUGGAGGAAAUUGAGGAUAGAGUGGUUUUGACUUGCAAUACCGGCAUCACAUUGCUAGAGGGAACGAAUGGAACAUGGUACAAUGGAAGUCUGAACUUGGGAAAACGUAUCCUAGACCCACGAGGAGUGUAUUCUUGCGACAAGGCAGAUGAAAAAGCCAAAAGAUCUAUUGUGCAAGUAUAUUAUCGAAUGUGCCAGAACUGUGUGGAGCUGGACUCAGCAACCCUGGCUGGCAUUGUUAUCACUGACAUCAUUGCCACUCUGCUCCUUGCUUUGGGAGUCUACUGCUUUGCUGGACAUGAGACUGGAAGGCUCCCUAGGGCUGCUAAUGCUCAAGCUCUGUUGAGGAAUGACCAGCUCUAUCAGCCCCUUCGAGAUCGGAAUGAUGCUCAGUACAGUCGUCUUGGUGAAAACUGGCCUCGGAACAAGUGAACCUGAGACUGGUGGCUUAUAGGAGUAUCAGUUAUUGCCUGUACCUUCUCUCCUUGCUCAGCCAAUAAAGAUGUCCUCUUUCACUCA
Ceratotherium simum simum (southern white rhinoceros) is the source of this 703-nucleotide messenger RNA. RefSeq names its product CD3 delta subunit of T-cell receptor complex (gene CD3D). NCBI's taxonomy places the organism in Eukaryota, Metazoa, Chordata, Mammalia, Perissodactyla, Rhinocerotidae. Gene Ontology annotation, cellular component: alpha-beta T cell receptor complex; external side of plasma membrane; membrane. Gene Ontology annotation, biological process: positive thymic T cell selection; cell surface receptor signaling pathway. The record is from RefSeq and is a predicted model, not a curated record. Gene Ontology annotation, molecular function: transmembrane signaling receptor activity.